AAAGUUGGAGUACACAGUGGCACAUGCAUAUUCCCGCCUUCCUUUGACAACCAAGCGUCGUGAGGAGAUUGCGGCCGAAGCGGGGCAAGGACCCACCAAACCCAUGGGACGAAGUUUCUGGACAUUUCCCACACUUUUCACAAGUGAUUGUCGUCAAAUCCGAUUGAUUUACAGGCUCUGCAUUUUCUGUGGGGGAUAAUAAUUCCUUUGGACCAUCGGGGCGUGCGAGGAACGAAGCGGAUGCGAGCUUAACCUUUUCUUCGCCUUCUUCCGUCAUAAUCCAAGGUUGAUCCGAGGAGUUGCGAUGGCCGAAAAUUCAUGGGACGAGCCAGACCGGCAUCUAUGGAGCCAGCUUCCCGAGGGGGUACUUCUAAGGAUCCUGGCUUUUCUACCACUGGAAAGCUUGAUGCAAUGUAGAAGAGUAUGUAGGAAAUGGCUGGCAAUGUUUAAGUGGCCUGCCUUUUUAAAAAUCCGGCAACCGGAGAAGUCAUGGUUUGUUUUCAGUUAUUUAGGGAGCUUGUUCUUGCCCAACAUGGCUCACAUGCAGGCAUUUUGCUACAACCCAAGUCUCAAUAGAUGGAAUUCAAUGUCAUUCAGUUUUCUACCCGGAAACACAGGUAUUGUGGCCGCAGCAGCCGGAGGGUUAUUGCUUUGUGUAGGUAUAGAUAAAGAGAGCGAGAUCAUUAGCAUGCAGCCUCACUCUACAAGCCGUGUCUCCAUUUCCAAGGUUCCCUGGAACUGGAAGGAUCUGUUUGUUUACAAUCCUAUGAAAGCAGGUUCCUGGGAGAAGCUACCCGAGAGACGUAUUUCUCCAGGAGGUUCAUCCCCUUCACCGAUCACGAUAAUGGGCUUGAUUGACGUUGACACGAGCGUAGGACUUUACAAGGUUGUGGUAGCAACUCACCACGGAACCGAAAUAUACGAUUCACGUGAAUGCACUUGGAGAUUUGUUGACUGUCGUCCUCCUGAUGAGCCCAAGAUAUCUCACGUCAACACUUGGACUAUAUCCUACAAGGGCUGCCUUGUUACCGCUGAAAUCCAGCGGGGUGAACCUUACAGGAUGGCUGAUGGGCAUCUCAGGGUGGUCGGGCAUGCGGGUUAUUUAUGGUUGUUCAACCCAGCAGCAGAACUGUGGAGCUCGGUGCGAUUGCCUGAUGACUUCGUCGAUGAAUACAUUCAUCACCUUCAGAUCGAAGAGUGCGAGGGUCGUCUACUGUUGGUAGGGAUUCUGGGACCUUGGAAAGAUGUCCUUCAGAACGGCAGGGUUCAUGUUUGGGAGCAUAUUGGAGAUGGAGACGUUUUUUCCAGAAAUGGAUUCUGGAAAGAACUCUGUUCCCGUUCAGUCCAGGAACUCAGGGACACUUGCAUCAGAACUGGGAGUCAGGAGUGUGCCAGGUUCAUCGCUGCUGCCACUUCCAGUGAUCUUCUGUGCUUUGCCAUGAAUCGGAAGUCUUUGCGAGUGCCGACUCUGGGCAUAAUUGACUCAGAAUCCGUCGUACUGCUGAUUAUGUUCAUGUAUAGUGUCUCCCAAAACACUUGGUGUUUGGUGGAAGAGAGGCUUGGCAAAUUCGUUUCCUUUUUGGAUGACCGCUCUAAAGAUCGCUACAUCGGGAGUCCAGCAGCAAAGAGUUUACGAUUUCAACCUAGACUGGACGCAGCUGUAACCUACACAUCUAUAUAAGAGUAACGAAGGCGGGAACCUCGUCUCAAUCUCGUGUCAUGACGUCUCCAGUACAAAAAUAAGUCUCAUAAGGACAGUAAACUGCGCGACUUCGAGGUGUUCCAGGCGCACACAUCUAGUAUUAUGAUACAUAUCCAUAACAUCAUGCGAAAAGGUUAUGGAUGUAUGACGAUCCGCACGUUCCCUCAGCAGCAUACGAAAGGAAUAGCAGGCUAAUCGCCAAAGCUGAAUGUGGUACGGGGAAAAGUGGAUAUAGUAAACCCUGACAAAUGACAUAAAUUAGUUUCGUUUGAGCAUGUCUUGCCUACGAGGUCAGGUACACUAGGUUCACCAGUUAGAAACCGUCGCUUUUGUAAUGGGAUGCGCGAAACUAUAUGCUGAUUCAGCGGCAGCAAGUUAACGUAUGUACAAAACACUUGUCUAAGUUCUACGCAGGUUCACAGGUGAGCUUCACAGGCGCGCAUUCUCGUAAAGAAGAUGACAUGAGCUCUGAUGAUUAAGAUUUUACAAAGAUCGGUCGGAGCAAUAUGACGACGUACAGACUCUCUCCAUCGUUCAGCUUGUGCUCACAUACAAGAGACUCUGUACUUUGAUCUCGUUGUUCGUGAAGAGGAAAAAAGAAUAUUACUUGUUACAAUAAAUCUUCUAAGUCAACUCGCUUCACCAGUGUCUGGAACUUCUUCCAGAAUCAAUCAAGUUUCGGUUGUGACACUUGAGUAGAAGUAAGAUAUUGAACGUCGCCGACUUUUAAACAUGCCGGAUUUCUUGGUGGAUUGCUUUGAACCGACACGAUAUGUAUUCAAGCUGCGAGAAGGAUGGAAGUAAAUUUCGAACUGUGCCAAGCCUUGGCAGGCGGUGACUGCACGUACUUGCAUGUACAGUCACAAGUGGUAUCGGUCUUUUCUUUUGAGCUGGAUAUGACCUGUGGUAAGAUUACCCUUCCGUGGUAAGAUUCUGUCUCUUCUGUCGGAAGCUUGGGAAGGAUGGUUAUGAGACUACGGUCCAGCAUGGGAGGGAACUGAAUCGUUAUCCAACUCAGUAGUUUUGCAAGAUACUCUGUUCUUCUGGAUCUGGAUUGAGCGUCUGGAUCCUGCGUUACAUGGCACUCAGGAGUCGUGAAUCUGGGCAAAUACUUGACAGCCUUCUAUCUCAAACACAUACGCGACAGUCUCCCCGUCGGUUGACCACAUGGCCGUCGUGACGAUUUGAAGUGAUGGAUUCCUUCGAAGGAAUCCAAUCACUUCAAAUCUCUUCGUUGAACACUAACAAGGAAAUCGCAUCAGAUGACGCACUCUGUCUCGUAGUGUACGAUAUGAAGAAGAGCAAUAGAUCUUUCACCAAACUGGACUUAAUCUUAAGCUUUGAGAAUUGUGCAUCGAUCAAAAUAGCCACCAGUUGGUGUCCCGUUCUUCGGCGGACUUUCGCUGAAUGUUAUUUCUCAUUUGUGUUGGUAAAACCCAAGCCCGCAACACUUCGCCGUGGCAGAUCGCAACGCAGCAACCAACAUGUCUCCAAGCCAUGUACUUGUCAUGGGUCUGGUCUAAGUCCACUUGAAAGGGCUAACAGGCAUCGUUCAAUCUAGCUUCGAAGGAUAGUCUGCAAUUCCACCCGGAGUUUGGAGUCCGAGCUUUACGGAAGUACAGACAGACAAUUAUCUGAGUCACCUAGAAAUGCGUAGUAUGAACAAUGGUUCUAACGCUUUGCUGCUUGUCCUUGUUUGGUUUUUUCUCACGUAACUGUGGCUGUUCUGCCGUGUCGAUGGCUGAACGAUGCUCGUGUCACGAUCGCUACGACUGAUAAAAUCCUCGUUAGCGGCCUUGGUACCUUGGAUUGUCCCUUGAAGUUGCUCUGCGUCGAGAUACUGGCAAGUAUGGGCUCACCACACAGGCCCAGGCACCGCUUUGUCGCCGGUAAAGCUGGGCACCACUUGAACGUGUAUAGAUGCGCUACGACAUCGGGCGCCAUCGUCGAUACCUUACCAGGGCUGCAAGUCUUCUGCACAGCCCGAUAAGCGCGACGAGUCUCCCGAAUGAGCAGAACCUGAUCAUCAGAUGUAAGAUUGAAGAGCCCCAUCGCAGUUUCUCGUCUGGGGAAGAGCACAAUCCAUCCAGGAUAAAGUGCACAUUCACAAGGAGAAUUCUACAC
This is a messenger RNA of Marchantia polymorpha subsp. ruderalis, 3826 nucleotides long. The record is from the annotation of a GenBank genome assembly. NCBI's taxonomy places the organism in Eukaryota, Viridiplantae, Streptophyta, Marchantiopsida, Marchantiales, Marchantiaceae.